AUGUCGGAACAAGGGGGGUUGAGGCUGUUGUUAGCUCUUAUGAAGAUCAUGUCAUGGAAUGUUAGGGGUCUUAAAAGACCUGAAAAACGGAGUAAAAUUAAAGUCUUGGCGAGGGAAAGGAAAAUCGAUGUUUUGCUGCUUCAGGAGACAAAACGAGCCAGUGUUGAUGUUAAUUUUAUAAAAUCUUUAUGGCCAAUGGAGGAUAUGGGUUUUAUGGAGGUUGAUGCUGAAGGAAGUGCUGGUGGCCUUCUUUGCAUUUGGAAUACCAACGUUUUUCAGCUGAUUGAUUGCUGUAGUUCAAGGAAUUUUAUUCUCCUUUCAGGUAUAUCUUCUCAAUCUUUCCCUUGCAUAAUAUGUAAUAUAUAUGCUCCGAAUGAUGUUUUGAAGAUGAGGAAGUUAUGGGAGUGUCUUAUUAAUUUGAAACCUUUUUACCCCAAUGCUCGGUGCUUGGGAGGUGAUUUUAAUGAGAUUCGAUUUAUGAGUGAAAUGAAGGGGUGUUUAAGAAGGGAGAGGGGUAUGAAAGAUUUUAAUAAGUUCAUAGAAAUCUUAGAGAUGACUGAUUUACCUAUGCAAGGAAGAUUAUUCACAUGGUGUAAUGCAAUGGAGGCGGAUAGGUGGAGCAGGAUUGAUAGGUUUUUGCUCGACCCUGCGUGGUUGGAGAGGUGUAAAUUUAAACAAUGGGGAUUAGCCAGAGACAUUUUUGAUCAUUGCCCAAUUCUGUUGAUGGAGGAUGAGCGGGAUUGGGGGCCAAAACCUUUUAGGUUUAUCAAUGCAUGGGCAUCUCACCCUCAAUUCAAGAAUGAAGUAAAAAAGGUCUGGGAGGGGGCUCAGCUUUUGGGUUAUCCUAGUUACAAACUCAUGCAUAAAUUGAGAAUUUUGAGAGCACAUCUGAGAAUGUGGAACAAGGAGGUAUUUGGUAAUAUUGAUGAUCAACUGAAAAAGGUUGCUGAGGAACUUCAUGAAUGGACUUGA
Messenger RNA from Camellia sinensis, 972 nucleotides. NCBI's taxonomy places the organism in Eukaryota, Viridiplantae, Streptophyta, Magnoliopsida, Ericales, Theaceae. The record is from RefSeq and is a predicted model, not a curated record.